GGACAUACCAGAGAGUGUAUUCAUAACUUCUCAAAGUUUUGUGGGGUGUCAAGCAUCAUGUGACUGAAAAAAUAAAGAUUUCUUAACAUAUAUUUAUAUAUAUUACAUAAUAUUUAUCCAGAGACAGUAGUACUUAAUUUUGAGUAUGGAAGAAAUAGCCACAGAAUAUGAAAAGAAGAAGCUUCAGGGUUUCCUCCGUGACAUAUUAAGAAUUGGCUGUACCAAAGGAUUUCGCUAUUUUUCAAUGUAUUUGCGUGGACGGGAAGAAUUAUUGCUGAAAGUACAAAAUGAACAACUGCCCUGCAAUCCUUCAGAUUUGGAGUUUGAUCAAGAAGUCGUCACAGAUGUUUCCAAUGAUGAUAUUGAUGAAGAAGAAGAGGAGGAGGACAAACAAUCAAGCAGCUUUCCUGAAAAACCUCUACCAAGAGCAUAUGACUCAAUGAUGUUAUCUAAAAGUACACAAAGGAGCAUAAGUGGCUUUCAUUUUUUGGAUAUUGGUUUACCUCCUGCAAGUCCUUGUGAAGCUGAUAGUUUAAAUGCUGAGACCCAUUCAACGCUUUUUCUGCUGGCUGCGUAUGGAAGGUACAAGAGUCCGUAUGUAUGGGUACGUUCCAAUCACAACAGAUUGAUUCGAUUUACUGAAAAUUAUACUUCUAAUGAUGAAGUCUACCAAAUACAAGAUAGUCCCUUGAAAUUAAAAUCCACAUCGGAAUGGAGUCAUAAAGAUGUCAAGAUUUGGGACAUACUUGCUGAGAUUGUGAGAAUCAAUGUGUUGCCGUGCCCAAGAAAUCCAUUUGCUGUGGAGCAUUCCUAUUUCGACGAGCUGUCCCCGCACGAUGGACUCUUAGCAACAGGAGCCAUGGUCCAAUUGCUGCAAAGAAUACUUUUGCAUGGUGAUCAUAGUUACCACACCUCGGUUGCUGAAGAUUUGAACGAAAUAACAAGAAAACAUUUCAAGAUUUUAAGCUCCCUGGUUACACAACCUGUAGCGCGAACCUAAGAGGAUGACGCCAUGUAAAAUGUGAAAACGAAGGAAUAAGUUAUUUCCCUCUUACUUUGUCUGUGUCGUUGUUGUUUUUGUUCCUUUUGCUGUAUAUAUUUCUAGAAACCUGGAUUCGUAUAUUGUAUUGGCUGUUCAGAGGCCGGAUUAUAACUGUAUUGUUGUCAAACGAAAAUAUUUAAAUUAAAAAAUAAUUUGUAUUAAAGUUUUUAGUAGUGCAAAAAUUUUAUGUAUAUAUAUAUAUACACAUUUAUUUAUUAGUUAUUUUAACUGUAACAUUUAAAAAAUUUUAAGCUAUUUUUUUUUUCUCAGAAAGCCGAUGUAACAGAAAUGUUGAUUCUAAUAGUCGGAUAGUUUCAAGCCGCUACGAAAUUCUGCGUUUGUUUUGUCCCAAAUGCAAUCGUUAAGUAUUUCUGAGAAAACCAACAAUAAAAGCCUUUUUUAUAUUGGAUACUGCGUUAAUUAAAAAAGCUGGAAAAUCUGACAUUUUAUUUGUUUGUUUUUUUGCGUUUACGUUGAAUACUUUUUAAUUUUUAUUAAUUUUUUCUUUUUUUAUAUAUAUAGCAAAAAAGAACUAAUUAUGGAUGUUUCAUCUAUUAAUAUGUACUUCUUACUUAUUUAUGAAAUUAUUCAGAAGUUGCUUGA
Messenger RNA from Hydractinia symbiolongicarpus, 1645 nucleotides. RefSeq lists its product as uncharacterized. The transcript has 9 exons. The coding region runs from base 146 to 1000 and encodes 284 amino acids. NCBI's taxonomy places the organism in Eukaryota, Metazoa, Cnidaria, Hydrozoa, Anthoathecata, Hydractiniidae. The record is from RefSeq and is a predicted model, not a curated record.